Phragmites australis (common reed) is the source of this 664-nucleotide messenger RNA. RefSeq lists its product as uncharacterized. The record is from RefSeq and is a predicted model, not a curated record. NCBI's taxonomy places the organism in Eukaryota, Viridiplantae, Streptophyta, Magnoliopsida, Poales, Poaceae. Gene Ontology annotation, biological process: mitochondrial respirasome assembly. The transcript is spliced from 4 exons. The coding region runs from base 107 to 496 and encodes 129 amino acids.
CCGUAAGCAACUUGGAAAACGAGCAAGACCGUACACGAUCUCACUUCCCCUCCUCUUCAUCUCAUCUCGCCGCCGCCGCCGCGCAGACCGCGGCCGCGAGAAAGCCAUGAAGAAGACCAAGUCGUCGGCCGCAGCGGCAGGUAGGCAGCCGCACGCGCAGAACGGCCACGUUCUCCCCUCCAAGCUCGCCAAGUACCUCGAUCCCGAGGCCUCCUGGGACAAGGAUCAAUUACUGGACGCGGUGCACUGGAUCCGGCAGGUCUUGGGGCUCGUCUGCGGCCUGCUCUGGGGAGCCGUCCCCCUCGUCGGUGCCGUUUGGAUCGCCCUAUUUCUGACUAUCUCUACUGGUAUCGUUUAUUGGUAUUAUGCUUACUUGUUGAAGAUCGAUGAGGAAGACUUCGGAGGUCAUGGUGCGAUACUUCAGGAGGGGCUCUUUGCCUCUUUCACCCUUUUCCUGCUCUCAUGGAUCCUAGUAUACAGCCUGGCUCACUUCUGAGAAGCCCCUCCGUUGAAGUACGGCAGGCAACUUUUGACGAUCAUGCCAUUUCCCGCUUCCGUUGUAAUUUUGAUAGCCUUGAUUCAAUCAAAGUACGUCUAGGGCAUCGCAUGUGGCACUGAAACUGCUCAUCUGAAAUUAUAGAUUGUUGGAACAGGGAGUUGGUAA